This is a messenger RNA of Caenorhabditis auriculariae, 4564 nucleotides long. The record is from the annotation of a GenBank genome assembly. NCBI's taxonomy places the organism in Eukaryota, Metazoa, Nematoda, Chromadorea, Rhabditida, Rhabditidae.
AUGUUCAUCGGGCCGGACGGCUGUGCCGACCAGAACGGGAUAACCGCCGUCACUUCAAUUGUCUAUCGAUCGAUAAGUCACCUACAACAAAUCGCCGCGAUUCUCACCGUAAUCCUGACCGUUCCCGCCAUCUACCUUCUUCACUACAAAUGUCCAUUCCAAAGUGCGACCCGGCUACUUUUGGUCAUAGCUGUGUUUUUCGCAAACACCUUGGCUGGCGUCACGUUUGUCAUGGAGGUAAGGGUUGAAAAAAAUUCAAGAAGGGCUCAAAAUAUUUUUGAAGCUACUUGGAAGCUUUUAAGAUUUCUUGGAACCUUGAAAAUUCACUUUUUGCUGGAUCGAGGGUCAUUCAAAAAUGUUUAUUGUACUCCAAAAAGGGCUUUUAAUGAAAAAUGGUUUCAAAAAAACUGUUAAAAAUAUUUUUUGUCUUCAAAAAUUGACCUGGCCGUACUUGGAAAGGCUUGAAGCGUCGCGGUCGCGUUGCGGCUGUUCCAAGUUUCGAAAUGCGGAAGUCGCUUCUAGUCGGGCGCACCUGAGAGCCAUUCCAAAUGCGGUCACAUGCUUACAGAUCAGAGAAAUUCGGGUAUUAGUUCAAAAAAUAAAAGAAAUUUCCUCACUUUUAAACUUUCUACAAAUAAGUUUUGGACGGUCUAACCUCCCUUCGCCCUCUAAUUUCCAUAUGCUAUCUCGAUUUUCUGGUGAGGGAAAAGAGGGCGCAGACAGGCUAGACAGUUAUGAAAAUGAAGCUUAUUCUAUUUUUGAAAAAAAAAAACUAAUUAAUCCAUUCCCAAUAACCGAAAGAAUAAUUAACCCAUUCCCAAUAACCUUUUCGUCAUUUUCUCGAAACCCAACUAGUUCUAUUCUCCAGACCGGCGCCGUGUUCCGAAGCUACAUGUUCAGCGAAAAGCCCUGCGAAAUCACGAUCAAAACAACCGAUUGUUUUUAUCACAGCCUUUUCGCCAUUUUCAGUUGCUCGGGCCUAAUUGUUAUUCCCUAUGCUUUGAGUGUUGAUAGGUUCGUUAAAUUAUCGAUGAAUGGACUAAAGUUCAAAUUUAGAGUUAUUUCAACGUUGUUUCCAAAGUUCUACGAUCGGUUUGGAAUGGGCGUCUGUGCGAUUUUGUGCUUUAUAACGGUGAGUUUCUUUUAUUUUUGUCGUAAAAAACCUUUUUCGGGUCUUGAAAUUUAAAGGCGCAUAGAGAAAUUCAAAAAAAGGUCACGAAGUUGAGAGACUUUUUCAGCAUUUUUAAGUGAUGUUUAAAGUCAAUCGGAUAAUUUUUUCGAUUUUAAGGACAUUUGUCGAUUUUAAAGGCGCAUAGACUAGUUCAAAAAAAGGUCAUGGGGUGAAAAACACCUUUUGAAAGCGUCAUUUGGAGGUUUUUUUAAAUCCCGAUGAAAAUAUUUGAUUUUAAAGGCGCAAAGACAAUUUAAAAAAGGUCGCGAAGUAAAGAAGUCCUUUUUUUCAAAAAAUCUCGAUUUUAAAGGUGCAGAGGCUUUAUUCAAAACGGGUCCCGAAAAGCCGUUUUUCCAUUUUGAAUUUAGUUAAAAUGUAUCAACUUUCCCAAAUUCUCCCUUCAUCUAUUUCGUGAAAUUUAGUACUUGUGUGUGAGAAAUAAAACAUUUUGAUUUUGAUUUGAACUUUAAAGGCGCAUAGACGAUUUCAAAAUAAGGAACCGGAUUGAAAAAAGUGUCAUUUCGAGGUUUUUUCGAAAUUAUGAUGAAAAUAUUCAACUUUAAUGGCUCAAAGACGGUUUAAAAAAGGUCACGAAGUAAAAAAGUCCUUUUUUCAAACAAUCUCAAUUUUAAAGGCGCAUAGGCUUUUUUCAAAAAACGGGUCCCGCGGCGAAAAUCUGUUUUCUUGCCAUUUUAAUCUCUUUGAAGUUUAUCAACUUUAAAGGCGCAUAGACGAUUCUAAAACAAGGUCCGGAUGGAAAAAACCUUUUAAAGCGUCCUUUGGAGGCUUUUUCAAAAUCCUGAUGAAAAUUUUAAGUUUUAAAGGAGCAUAGGCUCAUUCUAAAAGGGUCCUGGGGCGAAAAACCGUUUUCCUGCCAUUUAAAGUUCAUGAAAAUUCUAUAGUUCAUUCACCAUGAUUUGAAACAGUCUGACCUGUCUGCGUCUCUUCUUUCUCACCGGAGAGGUCAUAGAAAAGAGAGCGCAGAGAAAGUCAGACUUCUGAAGGUCGCCACGAAUGGAUUAUACCCCUUUUUCUUCUUCUUUUUUCCUGUUUAAAGGUCCGAAUUCAGAUCUUCUACAGUGCCUUCACGACCUACUAUCUCGCUGAUCCAAACGCUCCAUCCGAGAUUUAUCUCCGAUGUACUGACGUGGCCAGUUAUCGGAUGGCCCCAUUAGCCACUUUUAUUAAUUAUAACGCUAUGGUGUUGAUUUCCUGUGUCUUUAUCACCAUUUUCGUGAUUAUGAUCAAUCGCCGGAGGGAAAACAGGUUGGAGCAUUUCAAAAGCUAUUAAAAAACACUGAUAGAUCCUCAGAACUUUCGAAGUUCUCUGAUUAUCUAGAGAAAUUUAGAGUCCUAUUAAAAUCACUAGGAUUCAUUAGUACUCUCGAACCGUGUCAAAACUUGUAAAAGUCUCCAGAAAAUAAAAAUAAAAGUCUAAAGGCUACGAAAAGCUUCUUAACGAGCUCGAAGAAAAAUGUGAAGCUUCUGGAAAAAAAAAUUUACAUUUUCUAAGGUUCUCCGUGUUGUAUCUAGAGCUCUUUGCAAGAUUAAAAUGUUCCAGAAUCCUUCAGAACUUAAAAACGAUAGAGUGGCCCCUUUAGGGGCAGGUAAAGUGGUCCCUAGAGGGGAGCCUUCAAGGGCCCCUAGAGGGACCACUCUGGAGCUCCUAAGACCAUCAAAAAGUCCACAGAACCUCGCGAAAACUACUAAAAUGACCUCUAAACCCUAAGGACCUUUAUGAAUUAAUAUUUAGAAAGCUAACUGUGAUCUUCAGUCCUAAAAUUUGUCCGGAACAAAAUGAAAUUUCUUCAAAAAUUAUGAAAAAUUACGAGAAUCUACAUGAACCUAUUGAUUUGUCAUACAAAAAGUCCUCAGGAAUCUACCAGAGUUUUCAAAAAACCCUAAAAAUCAAUUUUCCAGAAUCCGUUUCGACAUCAAGAUCCGGUACCGACAACGAGAAGCCCUCCUAACUUCCCAGGUCGUCUGUUGGAUAACCCUAGUCCUAGUCUUCGGCUUCUCUCUCUACAUCGGAAGCCGAGUCGUCUUUCGGACCCUCAAAUUGGACUCGUCAACCUUGUGGGUCUACCUACUCGGCCGGGCUUUAUACGUGAGCGUUUUUUUCUUCAAUUAGAGAGACCAAAAGAACAUGGGAGAGAGCUCAGGAAAAGGCUCAGAUGAAGCUCAGAAAAAGCUCGAAAACCCAAGGGAUCAGAGGGAUUACCAAGAGAACUUGGAAAACCAGGAAAAAAAAAUAAAGAUAAUGACAAUUUUUUUAAAAAAACGAGAACAUUUUGAUUUGUGGUUUUUGAUGAUCUAUUUAGAAUUGAAGAAGGUUUUUUCAAAAAAUUUUUAAAUGGCGCCGAAUAAGAUCAAUUUCCGUACUCCCUCUGACGCAAAUUUGCGGACUAAACAUGUGAAUUCACGCACAAAAAAAGAUUAGAAAUGGUUUUUGGUAGUUUAUUCUAGUUUAUUAAUGAAGAUGCGUCUAGUGACAAAAAAAUUUUGAAACAUCAAAAAAAAAAAAAUUCCCAGGACAAUUUUUCAUUUUUUUUAGUGAUGAAAGUUUCAAUUUUGGUUCUGAAAAGGCAGAAAAAACAAUGCUUAAAAAAUCGAAAAAAAGGCUGAAAAUAAGUCGAAACGGGCUCAGAAAAGGCUGAAAAACAGCUCGAAAAUAGUUUUGGGAGUCGUUUUUUUUUUACAGUCUUUGGUUCGAAAGAUCACAAGUGUUGGAGCCUUCGUAUCUGUCCGAUAUUUUUUUUUCUAAGCUAUUUUUGCGGCUCAACUUUCUUGUAGUGAUUAAUUAACCCUAUAAACUCCUAUUUUUGAGCUGUUUUUCAGCCUUUAUUGAGCCCUUUUCGACUUAUUUUGAGCUUAUUUUCGUCUUUUUCAUGAAUACCUUCAAAGCUGAAAUUCUGAGGGGCUUAUUUUAUUUUUUGCUAUUUUUAAGUCAUUUUUGAGGAAAUUUUUGAUGGUUUCUGUUUUUCUUAAGCCUUACCUGUCCCCAUUUUUUUCUUAUUAAAAAAACCCUAAAAUAUUCUCAAAAUCGGCUCAUUUUUUUCGAUCUGAAGCUAUUUUUUUCAGCAGUCAAAUUUCAAAAUUUAUUAUUUUUUUAAAGUUAUCUUUUACAGUUGACCUUAUCUUUUCGAACCAUUCUCAAACCUUUUUUGCGCAUUUUCCUUUUCAAAAAUCGUUUAAAAAUCCCACUUUCAGACAUUUCCCUACGCGGCCGCAGCCACCCCCGGAACGAUUCUCUACGCCUUCCAAUAUGUGAAAAGUCAGAGAAGUAACAUAAUAAAAGACCUGACAACGGCUCGAGAAACGACCGGGUCCAGAAUGAAGGAGCUCAACGUCAUGUGGACCACCUUCUACAAUAAUAAAUAUACUCAUUUUUGA